This is a messenger RNA of Vigna unguiculata (cowpea), 921 nucleotides long. RefSeq names its product glyoxylase I 4. NCBI's taxonomy places the organism in Eukaryota, Viridiplantae, Streptophyta, Magnoliopsida, Fabales, Fabaceae. The record is from RefSeq and is a predicted model, not a curated record.
CACCGCACCGUUUGCGUCCAAAGCAACCAGAUGAGGAAGAAACGCUGUCACCGCUUCGUAAAAACCAGUUUUUAUUGAUUCACUCUGUUUUUUAUGUGAAUAAAAUGCAAGGCACAGUUAUUCUGAGAGCCUUAAGAAUUGGAGUUGAAAGUUUUCAGCAAUUUGAGGGAAAUAUUGAUGAAUGAAAUGCAACAGCAAGAGGUGAGAGAAGAAGAGAAAAAGAUUGAUGGAAAGGCAGAGAAAGGGAAGGAGGAAAAGGAAGAGGAUGAUGAGAAGGCACCUCCAUUGAUGGCUCUGAACCACGUUUCAAGGCUGUGUAGAAAUGUGAAGGAAUCCAUAGAUUUCUACACAAAGGUGCUGGGAUUUGUUGUAACUGAGAGGCCCCAAGGUUUGGACUUUGAGGGUGCAUGGUUGUUCAAUUAUGGAGUCGGAAUUCACUUGGUGCAGUCGAAAGAAGAAGAUCAGAGAUUGCCUUCCGAUGCUCAACACUUGGAUCCUCAGGACAACCAUAUAUCUUUUCAGUGUGAAGAUGUUGAAGCAAUGGAGAAGAAGUUGAAGGAGAUGAACGUGAGGUACAUGAAAAGGAAUCUGGAGGCUGAAGAUGGAACGAGAAUGGAGCAGAUAUUCUUCAACGACCCAGAUGGGUUCAUGGUGGAGAUAUGCAACUGCGAGAAUCUGAAACUCGUUCCUGCUGAGUCACUCAGCAAGAUCAAGAUUCCAAUGGAUCGCCACACGCCACCCGUGGAGACAAAUCACACACAGUGAAAGUUUACUUUUUCAAAUACUUCUUCAUCUUGCUUCGUUAGCUUUCAUGCUGAGUUUAUGAAUCUGCUAUAAAUCUUCUUAACUCGAAUCAACUACUAUGUUUUAACGGCUCCAGAAAUUGUGUGUAUUUUGUUUUAGCACCGAUUACUUAUUUUA